Morone saxatilis (striped sea-bass) is the source of this 1446-nucleotide messenger RNA. Its product is annotated as eukaryotic translation initiation factor 5A-1. The transcript is spliced from 6 exons. Gene Ontology annotation, biological process: positive regulation of translational elongation; positive regulation of translational termination. Bases 251 to 718 code for a protein of 155 amino acids. The record is from RefSeq and is a predicted model, not a curated record. Lineage: Eukaryota; Metazoa; Chordata; Actinopteri; Moronidae. Gene Ontology annotation, molecular function: ribosome binding; translation elongation factor activity; RNA binding.
AGAGAGAAAGAGGGGAGAGAGAGUGCAAACGACGGGAAUGAAAGAGGAAUAAAACAGCGAGCCCGACAGCUAGCUGAAGAAAAAAAGGGAGCGACGUCGCACAGAAACGAGCCACCGAGGAGGAGACAGACCCCGGGCCAGACGACCCCGUUAGCGCGGAUACAGGGAGGCACAGAGGGGGGGAGGAAAUAACGGGAGAAAGGCUCGAUAAAUAACGCAAGAAGAGGGCAGACGUUAUCACCAGGCAGGCAUGGCAGAUGCAGAGCUGGACUUCACGACGGGCGACGCUGGGGCAUCCGCCACCUACCCCAUGCAGUGCUCGGCCCUGCGCAAAAAUGGCUUCGUUGUGCUGAAAGGGCGACCCUGCAAGAUCGUUGAGAUGUCCACCUCCAAGACCGGCAAGCACGGCCACGCUAAGGUCCACUUGGUUGGUAUCGACAUCUUCUCCGGUAAGAAGUAUGAGGAUAUCUGUCCUUCCACCCACAACAUGGACGUCCCCAACAUCAAGAGAAUGGAUUACCAGCUGAUCGGGAUCACAGAUGGCUACCUGUCCCUGCUCCAGGACAGCGGGGAGGUGAGAGAGGACCUGAGGAUUCCUGAGGGAGACCUGGGCAAAGAGAUAGAGAGCAAGCACGAGGCCGGAGAGGAGAUCCUGAUCACCGUUCUAAAUGCAAUGGAAGAAGAAGCUGCAAUUGGCAUCAAGGCCUUGGGUAAAUAAGCCACUGCAGGGGCAAUCGAGAUGCACUGGACCUGGGGAAAAGGAGGGGAUAUUGCCUCGUCAAUGCUAUUCUCCCUCUUUUUUCUUUCUCUUUCUUUGUUUUUCAUACUCUCUCUCCCUCACUCUGUUUUCUGACCCUCCUUUGGGUUCAAUUAGAAACUUUAAUAAAUAAUUGGAAACGGUAAACAUUCUCUAUGUACAUGCACACAUAAUAAAGCCACAUCUGAGUAAAAGAUUUUUAAAAAUGGUCGUAGAGGAAGGUCUCUCACUAAGGACUGAGGAGGUCUACAAAUAUUCAGUAGCUACCUGCCAUCAGGGGAAAGAAAGGUGGUGAUAAUGUCACAACUGUUUCGUUUUUUUAUAUGUUCCCCCUGUUCUAUGAAGGGCUUCAACUCUAGAUCUGCAUUGUUCUGUUGAAACUUGUCUAUUAAACAAAGGUUACCAACAUGGCACACAAAAGGUUCGGUUUCUUUUUGUCUCCAGCAGUUAAAAGCGUCAAAAGGAAACAAAACUCUGCUUAAAAAAAAAGUCCUUCAGCCAAACCUCAAUUUCAACUUCAGCCACUCCUUAAAACCCCCUCUGCACACAGCCGUUUGGAGAAAUGAGUAUGAAUGAGUAUGUUUGGCUCCAUUCAGGAGGCAGAUAAGUUUGGUUUCCUUACUUUGUGUUCAAGUCCAAACUGUGCAGAAUGUCUCCAAAACACAAUAAAGACAAACUGUUGGACGUGA